Messenger RNA from Ectocarpus siliculosus, 1674 nucleotides. Lineage: Eukaryota; Phaeophyceae; Ectocarpales; Ectocarpaceae. The record is from the annotation of a GenBank genome assembly.
AUGGGGUUGCCAAGCAACAACAACACCGGACACGGACACGACGUAUCGCCUUGUGGGGGUCAGCGGGGGCUUGCAGACUACCACGCCGGCCGGGAAGACGAGAGCAAAGCGCUCUUUGUGGGAAACGCGCUCGUGAAGGGAUACAAGGCGUUCCUUGACGUAAAGCAGAAGGGCUGGCGAGAGUACGUGGAGGAGCCUGGACCUCCCCUGGUCAAUCCCGUCGUUGUUCCAAGCGGGUGCGCCGAGCACGCCAACAUCUACGCAAUCUAUGCCGUCGACUCGAGGCAGGUUUUGAACGCUUUGCUGAUGGAGCCCCGGUUUCUGAGCAUGACACCCGACACGGGUCUGGUGGACUUGACCGCCGAGGAAACGGGACGGUUCGUCCGGACUCUCGUGUCGGUGGUGGUGGUGGAGGUGGUGGUGGUGGUUCGACGUUUCUCGUGGACAACUCACGAACCAAAAUCAAGGCACUCCGAUGCAUGUUGCUGUCGUUUCCAAUCGUGUUUCGUCCCGCCACCCAGACAUCAAGCGAGCGUUGAAGGCAAGAGCGAUCUCGAAAGCGCGGCGUUCUUGUUGGUAACAGGCGUUUGGGCUCCCGGGGGCUUGAUUGAGAGUCCCGUGCUCUACACCAAAGAGGACGGAACCAAGGUGACAGACUACCCGCGCUCGUUGGCGCUUUGGGCCGGCACAACGGACGGCGCCCGCCUCGACGACGACGACGCCGAGCGUCAACAGUACUGGGCGUCCUUUCGGCAGGCCAUCCGGCAGGCCGAACACCGCCUGGGGCAGCAGCAAGAACAAAGAGAUGCCUUCGUCCAAGCGACAGAACAAGAAGAAGAAGCACAACGAGCAGAUGACGGUUUUGGUGACGUCACUACAGCCGCCCGCCCCGUCAGCGAGUGCCGAUCGCAGGCGAGAUACGGGUCCGGACCGGAUAUGGUCAGGAUGGGGAAGGAGUACACUGCGGGCGAGCUCCUGCAGAUCGUGCCUCAAGUCUUUGGGGUCCGUCCUGCGGCCGGGUCGCAGGAGCUGUGACUCGACCGACGCUACUCAAAAGUCAUCACGGAUUUCUAUCUAAAAAUAGAGAUGAAAAUGUGUUUAGAACAGGGACAUACAACCCGUUCGAGAUAGUGCCACAGGCGAAAGGGGCGUGUUUUGAACUCUUCGCAGGCUGUGAGGAAGAACGUUUCGUCGCCCGAGACGACAUCCUAUGACCGGGUCGUUGGAGCUGUGACUCGAAAAAGCGUAAAUGUCAUCACGGGUUUCUAUCUACGGAUGGAUAGAGAUGAGAGGUGUAUUUGUGAACAAACACAUAUUGUCACUCGCAGACAACAGCCCGUUCGAGAUAGUUAGUGCCAUUGCUGUAGUGAAAGGGAUGUGUUGCGUUCGCGUUCUGCGAGGAAGAAAAGUUAUAUCUUGCACACCAUCCUACUGCCGGGUCGCAGGAGCUGCUCGAAAAACGGUUGAAUAAGUAUCACGUGUUUCUAUCUGUGGGUAGAGGAGGAAACGUACUUACAACAUAUACAUACAUACCAUCACUGAAAUAAUGCCCGUUCAAGGUACACCCAGCAGUGUGGUCGGUGCAUUGUGAAGUCUUCGCAGUCAGGGAGGAAGUUUGUUUUGUUUUCCUACAGUACACGUUUGUGGGGAUUCUGCGUCUGGGAGGGGGGAAGU